Equus quagga is the source of this 2929-nucleotide messenger RNA. It is a transcript of the gene C1QL3, whose product is annotated as complement C1q like 3. The coding region runs from base 94 to 861 and encodes 255 amino acids. The transcript is spliced from 2 exons. Lineage: Eukaryota; Metazoa; Chordata; Mammalia; Perissodactyla; Equidae. The record is from RefSeq and is a predicted model, not a curated record. Gene Ontology annotation, molecular function: protein binding.
UUGUCCAAAAGCAGACAAGAGGAUCGCCCCGCGCUGAGCCGGCUGGUGGGCAGCAGGAGGCGCCUGAUCGCCGCCGGGGCGCUGGGGGUGGUGAUGGUGCUGCUGCUGGUCAUCCUCAUCCCGGUGCUGGUGAGCUCGGCCGGCACGUCGGCGCACUACGAGAUGCUGGGCACCUGCCGCAUGGUCUGCGACCCCUACGGGGGCACCAAGGCGCCCAGCACGGCCGCCACGCCGGACCGCGGCCUCAUGCAGUCCCUGCCCACCUUCAUCCAGGGCCCCAAAGGCGAGGCCGGCAGGCCCGGGAAGGCGGGCCCGCGUGGGCCUCCCGGUGAGCCCGGGCCGCCGGGCCCCGUGGGCCCCCCGGGCGAGAAGGGUGAGCCCGGCCGCCAAGGCCUGCCGGGCCCGCCCGGGGCGCCCGGCCUGAACGCGGCUGGGGCCAUCAGCGCCGCCACCUACAGCACGGUGCCCAAGAUCGCCUUCUACGCCGGCCUCAAGCGGCAGCACGAAGGCUAUGAGGUGCUCAAGUUCGACGACGUGGUCACCAACCUCGGUAACCACUACGAUCCCACCACGGGCAAGUUCACCUGCUCCAUCCCGGGCAUCUACUUCUUCACCUACCACGUCCUGAUGCGUGGAGGGGACGGCACCAGCAUGUGGGCUGAUCUCUGCAAAAACAACCAGGUGCGUGCUAGUGCGAUUGCCCAAGACGCUGAUCAGAAUUACGACUACGCCAGUAACAGUGUGGUUCUUCAUUUGGAGCCAGGAGACGAAGUCUACAUCAAAUUAGAUGGCGGGAAAGCCCACGGAGGAAACAACAAUAAAUACAGCACAUUUUCUGGAUUUAUUAUUUAUGCUGACUGAUAACGCAGAAACUAAGCUUAUUAGUCUGAGUUUGGACACUGGAUUCGUACGGCUAACGUCAAUGAAUCAAGGAUCCCAGGGGAUGCCAGUUGCGGGGCCCCUCAGUUGUGUAUAUGUGGGGAAUUCAAAUGCUACCUGACUCACAUCUGUAUACUCAGAAACAUGAUGUAAAAAAAUAUUAAAGGCAAGAUAAGCAGAUGUGUGAUUCUCUACCGCCAAAGCAAAUACUCCUUAUCGUUAGUGUCCAUGUGAAUGAAGUCCUAUAUAGAUCACAAAUUUUUAUAGAAAAAUCUAAGACACUGAAUUAUUUCUUCAAUAUAUAUGAUCCUUUGGUGUACUGUGAUCUUGCUGCUUUUAUCCAUUUGUCAGCUUUGGUUCUCGUGAGUUUCCUUGCUUAUUAUGACACCUGGAGUCCAUUCAUAGUGUGGGGAAGAAUGAUUUUACCCUGCAGGAGAAGGUCGAAUUGAAACAAUGCUGCUUGUGUCCAAAGAAAUCGUUUGCCUUGUACUCUUGUUAACUUUAGAGCUAGACCUGGGAAUGAUUCAACUUCAAGCCUUAACCUGGAAUUUUCUGGAUUUGAGGGAAUUCCCAAGCGUAUGAUCAUUUUCACAUUUUCUUUUUCUUACGAAUUUUCUUUUCUCUCUUCUCUGGUGAUAGUCUUUAAAAAUAGAGAUGGAAAUUGUAUCAUAGGAUUACCCUCCCAGUGUGAAAAUGUGUAAUUAUGUAUGGUAUUUAGAAAUCCCCUGUGUGUCCAUUUUGUCAGUGGAAUGCGUUUAGAUUUACUUGGAAAAUUGGAGAUAUUUAUUCUUUGGUGUUAAAUCAGACUGAGGCUUUUGCCUUCUUUGGAACAAAAGAGUAUUCUUAAUCCAAUGCACAGAGGUUUAAUUUGAGCUAAUGCAUGCGUCACCAAGGGGACACUAAGUAAGGCCUUCAAGUAGUUACUACAAAUCGUGGCCUGAGGUUAUUUCAAGAUGAACAAUUUCACAUAUAACCGAUAUGACGACAAAGUGUAUAUAUUUUAUACAAAUACCUGCUACAUAUAUAUGUGUAUAUAUAUAUAUGUUCGAUGAAAUAUAAUAUAUAUAUGGCUUCAGACCAUAGGCACAGUGGCUGUAUAGCCUCAAAAAUUUAAUUUAAAAAAAUGUGUCUACACACACACAAACACACAUAAAUUAUUUGACUUAUUUUGGAUUGAAGUAUAUUUUGGAUGACAAAAAUAUAUGGAGUAGCAAAAUAAUUUAAAUGACUUAUCUUUUAAGAGUUACCCAGAAAAUUAAAUUUUAUUAGGUUACAAUGCCCUAUACAUCACAUGUCUGUAAAUUAAGCCUGUGGCUUCUUCAUUACCAUAUGCCAAUCAAUACUUUCACUGCAUUCUGUGGCAGACUGUUAAUAUGAGGACUAGAGAAACAAAGUGGUUCUUCUUUGCCACGUUUAUGAAUUAUAUGCAUUUGAAUUAUCAGUUUUUUUCUUUUUUCUCAGGUGGAUUGAAGCUCACAGUAAAGUAGACUUUGAGAAUAGUGCAAAUCCUUUCUCUCUGGUUAAAAUACACUGCCAAAAGCCAUCUCUUUAAUCUAAGAAAAAGAUUAAAAAUGCAUGUUGAUAUAUCCUAACUAUUAGACAACUUCGACUAUUACAGUGAAAAAUCUGUUCCCCUCUCAGUUGUCUGUGAAGACUCUUUGACAAGUAAAUUUCAAAAACAGAGCUUUAAAAAUCUAUUUUUUUUUUUUUUACUGGUGAAGGACAUUUGCAUUUUUUCAUUUAAAGGAAUUAGUUUGUUCUCCUGGCUCAUUCCUCUUGGGUACUUUCUGUUCUAAUACACAGAAAGCUUGAUCAUCUUUGAUCCACAGAAAUAUCUUUUAUUUAGCAAACCUCAACUUUCCAAAAGAGUUAUGCAUGGCGUUCCCAUCUGAAGGUGCUGUUUGCUUGGUUUAAAUGCCUUGGUCUGAGUAACUGUCAUGAUUUAUAUGAUUAAAAGCAGCCCAUUCAUCAAGAAUAAUGACUAAUUCUAUUUGGCCUUUCUAAUAUGUAAGAUAACUCAUAAAGGAGUUGCAAUGGAUUUUAUUUCAUU